Messenger RNA from Penicillium olsonii, 483 nucleotides. Lineage: Eukaryota; Fungi; Ascomycota; Eurotiomycetes; Eurotiales; Aspergillaceae. The record is from the annotation of a GenBank genome assembly.
AUGCCUUCUUCAACCUCCGCAAACGGAGUCUCCUCUACUCCCGACGCCCUCGAGUCCGACCUCCUCGUCAAGCUGUCCGCCAGUUGUGCGCUCGAAGACCUACAAGAGAAUCUCCUCGGAUCGCUGCACCGCCUGGGCUGGACCGAGAAGGUGACCACCCUUGCAGCCGAACUCCUCCGCGCCGGCCGCUGUGAGACUUUCGAUGAAGUACUAGCUGCAGUCCUUGCCUCCGCCGAGGGUCGACACCACCCCGCCCUAGGUUCAAAAGCAGCAAACGGCGAGUCAGCCUCAAACGGGUCGAAAGAAAUCAACGGGACGAAAAAAAUCAAAGAUACUCCAUACGAUCCCCUCAAAUACAUCGAAGAGGUCAAUGUGCGCAUUCCAGAGCCAGUCGUUGAAGAGGGUGUUCGUGGAUUAAAAGACAUCUUGCGCGAAGUGGCUGACCUGGAGGGUGAAAGUACGCCGAAUGGAGAAAAGAAAUAA